AUGUCUGAAACCACUUCCAUGUCUUUAACAGAGAGAGUUUACAACCAUCUUUGUCUCUCCGAUGUUUCUCUCGCCUUGCUGGGACUGUUUGUUUUCUGUUGCUUGCGUGAGAAGGUAACGAAGAAGCCAGGGCCAACGGUAUGGCCCGUGUUCGGAGUUACUCCAGAGUUCUUCUUUAACCGGAAUGAUGUCUAUGGUUGGGUCACAAGGUGUUUGAAAAAAUGUCGAGGUACAUUUCUUUACCGAGGAAUCUGGCUUGGUGGUUCUUAUGGAGCUGUGACUUGUGUUCCUGCUAAUGUCGAGUACAUGCUCAAGACUAACUUCAAGAACUUCCCCAAAGGUCCCUUCUUCAAUGACCGGUUCAGUGAUCUGCUCGAAGAUGGUAUCUUUAAUGCUGAUCAUGAAUCUUGGAAGGAGCAAAGACGCAUCAUCAUAACCGAAAUGCAUUCAACCCGGUUCGUGGAGCAUUCCUUUCAGACGACACAGGAUUUGGUAAAGAAGAAGUUGUUGAAAGUGAUAGAAGGUUUCGCGAGGUCACAAGAGGCUUUCGACCUACAAGAUGUGCUCUUGCGCUUGACAUUUGACAACAUCUGCAUCGCGGGUCUAGGUGAUGACCCGGGAACUCUGGAUUCUGAUCUUCCUCUUGUUCCAUUUGCUCAAGCUUUUGAAGAAGCAACGGAGUCUACGCUGUUUAGAUUCAUGAUCCCUCCAUUUAUAUGGAAAACGAUGAGGUUCUUUGACAUUGGGUAUGAGAAAGGUCUCAGGAAAGCAGUUGAGGUCGUGCAUGAGUUUGUGGACAAGAUGGUUGUGGAUCGUAUCUGCAAGCUCAAGGAGGAAGAAACGUUAGGCAACAGAUCCGAUGUCCUCUCAAGAAUUAUUGAGAUUGAAAGUCACAAGAAGAGUGAUGAAAAAGAUCCUUCCAUCAUCAAAUUCUUUAGACAAUUCUGCACAAGUUUCAUCUUAGCUGGACGAGACACAAGUUCAGUUGCACUUACAUGGUUCUUCUGGAUGAUACAGAAACACCCACAAGUUGAAAACAAAAUCAUCAGCGAGGUCAGAGAGAUCUUGAGACAGCGAGGAGAUUCUGUAGCCAGCAAAACCGAGAGUCUCUUCACAGUCAAAGAACUAAACGACAUGGUAUAUCUACAAGCAGCACUUUCAGAAACUAUGAGACUUUACCCUCCGAUUCCAAUGGAGAUGAAACAAGCAGUUGAAGACGAUGUUUUUCCCGAUGGGACUUUCCUAAGUAAAGGUUCACGGGUUUACUUUGCGAUAUACGCCAUGGGAAGGAUGGAAUCCAUUUGGGGAAAAGACUGUGAAUCGUUCAAACCAGAGAGAUGGAUCCAAGCAGGGAAUUUCGUGAGCGAUGACCAAUUCAAAUACGUUGUGUUCAAUGCUGGGCCAAGGCUGUGUUUAGGGAAAACAUUUGCUUACCUGCAGAUGAAGACGGUAGCUGCUUCAGUCUUGUUGAGGUACUCAAUCAAGGUUGCUCAAGAUCAUGUCGUUGUCCCCAGAGUUACUACAACCUUGUACAUGAAGCACGGUCUCAAGGUCACCAUCUCGCCAAGGUCACUGGAAGAGAAGAUACACGUUCAAAAUUAG
This is a messenger RNA of Eutrema salsugineum, 1602 nucleotides long. Its product is annotated as cytochrome P450 86B1. Gene Ontology annotation, molecular function: monooxygenase activity; heme binding; oxidoreductase activity, acting on paired donors, with incorporation or reduction of molecular oxygen. The record is from RefSeq and is a predicted model, not a curated record. The transcript has a single exon. Bases 1 to 1602 code for a protein of 533 amino acids. NCBI's taxonomy places the organism in Eukaryota, Viridiplantae, Streptophyta, Magnoliopsida, Brassicales, Brassicaceae.